AUGCAUGGCCUAAAGCUCAAGCCUGGCAAGUGCCAUCUCUUGCAGCAAGAAGUGCGGUACCUUGGGCAUAUGGUGUCAAACAGAGGUGUUGCUGUUGAUCCGGAAAAAGUACGAAUUGUCCAAGACUGGCCAGAGCCUAAGACGGUGAGAGAUGUUAGGGCCUUUCUAGGGUUUACCGGAUUUUUUCGGAGGUUCAUUAAAGGAUAUGCAUCGAUCGCAGCGCCACUCUUCCGUCAUUUGAAACAUAGCCCAGAUAAUAAGAGAAAGAAAAAACGACCGAAAGAUGGCCCGAUUAUCUUCUGCACUGAAUCUCGGACAGCGUUCAAGACUCUUAUAGAGUGUCUCACGACAGCACCGAUUUUAGCAUACGCUGAUUUCACCCGACCGUUCCGUGUUGAGACUGAUGCCA
This is a messenger RNA of Anneissia japonica, 409 nucleotides long. RefSeq lists its product as uncharacterized. The record is from RefSeq and is a predicted model, not a curated record. The annotation marks the transcript as partial. The transcript has a single exon. Lineage: Eukaryota; Metazoa; Echinodermata; Crinoidea; Comatulida; Comatulidae.